Molecule: messenger RNA, 645 nt
Organism: Galendromus occidentalis (western predatory mite)
Lineage: Eukaryota; Metazoa; Arthropoda; Arachnida; Mesostigmata; Phytoseiidae
Product: lysozyme P-like
Exons: 5
Coding region: 1-645 (214 amino acids)
Source: RefSeq, a predicted model, not a curated record
AUGCCGAAUGGAAUCAUUCCGCUCAGCACUCAACAAAGUUCAGCGCUCGUGAUGAUCAGCCGCUGCCGUGGACGGCUCAUUCGUUCUGUAGCUUUCUUGCUCAUCCUCAUCGCGAGUGGUUCCAACGCAGAGAUCCUGACCCGAUGCGAAUUCGUUUCGCAGGCGAGAGGUCACUUCCCCGACGCGGAUCUCGACAAAUGGACUUGUAUAGCUCACUUUGAGAGCCAUUUCAACACGAGCGCCAUCAGCAGCGGGAACAAGGACAAGUCCAAGGACCACGGAAUUCUUCAGAUCAACGAUCGCUUCUGGUGCUCUCCCGGCAUACACAAUAUUUGCGGAGUGUCUUGCAAGGCUCUGCGAUCAGAGAAUCUGACCGACACAUUUGAAUGUGCCAGGACCAUCCUCUCUCGUCAGGGAUUCCAGGCUUGGUCCGUUUAUAUGAAGUACUGCAUGAAUGCUACCGGCUUCAUCCAAGGCUGUGGAUCGGGAGAAAUGCAACCUGACGGAGAAUCCGGAAUUGAGGGGGUGACCACAUCGGCGAAUCUUCCCUCUAUCGCAGCAUCGUACCGGAGUAGCACCUCGAGGGAGCCAAAUCAAUAUAUUGUAGAGCCCUGCAAAAUCACGCAGCGCUGUGAGCUAGAAUAA